AUGCCUCAGGUUCCUUCUCAACCCACUCCCUACUCAAUCGAAUGCUCUUCAUUCCCUCCGCCUAUCCAAGCAGCCUCUGGUCCAGGUGCUUGGGCAUUCCAGCGCGCUUUUGAAUCGGCUCGCGAGCCUGUCAGAUGGGCCAUACUCACCACUAUGUGUUUCUGGGAGAACGAAUGGGCUUUCAAAGGCGUUGAGGUGCCACGAGAACGGAUACAGGAUGCAUACGAUGAAUCGCCGCCUGACUUGAAGGCUACUCUGGAUCACAUCGUGAACCAGAGGCUUCCGUUCUACUAUAUGAGCGAGGGGGACCGGCGCUGCCAUGAUCUAUAUCGCACUGGACGUAUGGAAGAAGCGGAGACGACAGCGUUAUCCACAGAGAACUUCGUGCGCGAAUUCAACUCUGCUGUGGAACCUGUUCGCGCGGCUGUCUUGAAGACAUUCGAUGACUGGGCAUUUUUCGAAGAACAUCGUGAAAUCAGCCCGGUUCCAGAAGCAAAUCUUGCACAAGCUUAUGCAGCCGCUUGCGGCGAUCUCAGGAUAGUCGUCAGCUGGAUUCUCGCGACCGGAUGGAUAGUUCCUGUCUUCAAUCGUAAGGCGUUCGAGCUAUACCAGUCUUCUGUGCAUCGCAGAGGCCGAUAUCAUGUUACAAACCACAUCAAGAUGCACGCUCUGAAUAGGCUUGAGGGUAUGUAUUGA
This is a messenger RNA of Peniophora sp. CBMAI 1063, 696 nucleotides long. NCBI's taxonomy places the organism in Eukaryota, Fungi, Basidiomycota, Agaricomycetes, Russulales, Peniophoraceae. The record is from the annotation of a GenBank genome assembly.